CCUCCUCCCUGUACCCCUCGGCCAUCCUAAAGUUAGGGAUUCACCAUUUCGAAGGGGGAGAAAGCGACAUCGACCCCGCCCUUGAAACGAGAACCUGCCACCUUCAUUUUCGAACGCAAACCUUAUUCGAAGUUUUUAGAUCGUCCCGAGUCGGCCACCCUCUCUCGUUCCAUAAUUUACUACCUAGGAGUGGUAGAAAAGAAAGGAAGUAGAGAAAAAUAAAUUUCUUAAUUUCUAAAUGAUAUUUAUUGAAAAUGGAAGAAUUGCAGUCGGAAGUACGAUACGAGUCGAAUUCGAUUAACGAUUCUCUCUCAGCCGCGAUCGAACGAUCGAUCGAGCUAGGAGUAAAAUCAGGCAAACUCGAAUGUGGAAAUUUUUGGCCUUCGUCUGUCAUGGCCGCGAGUCUCCGCGGUUACGUUUGGACAGGGUUUGAUAAUAACGAGAGCGAAGAGGAUUCGAGGGAGGAAGAUUUGAGAGGAAUUUUUCGGCGACGAGGAGGAGCAAGUAGAGGAAGACCAGCACGAAAUCCAUUGCUAAUCCUCCGGCCGUUGCUUUCGUCGUUACCAGGUCGACGACUCGGUUCAAGGCCACGAGCCGAUGGACAAUUACGUCAGGAUGACGCUCAGGAAGCUAUCGUUGCUCAAUCGAAUAUUACGAGACGUCGUUUUCGUACUGCCGCUGUUCUUGCACUGAAACAGUGCAAGAGAAAACAGGCCGCCAGAGUGAGGAAGUGCGUUUGUCUCCCCUCCAAUUACGCCCUGGUCGAGUUCCCAAUUGUCUGGUCGGAACUUAGAGCGAAUCGACAGCUUUGCGACGGUGCCAUCAGAUGUGCCAAGGACGAGUUUUUUCCUGUUCAUCGAGCCAUACUUUCCGCGGUUAGUCCUUACUUCAAAGCCCUCUUCACCAAUAGUCUCAAGGGUGGAAAGAGCGAGACUACCGAGGUAGUUAUCGACUCGGUACCCAGUGAAAUCUUCGCUCUGAUCCUCGAUUAUGCUUAUACCGGCACCUGCAACGUUAACGCGGACAACGUAGAGCAGCUCUUACCUUUGGCAGAUCAGUUCGAGGUCCUUGGUGUUGUCCAGCUCUGUUGUCAAUUUCUCUUGCAAGAACUCAAGCCGGACAAUUGUUUAGGAAUCUUCAAAUUUGCACGUCACUAUUUCUGCCGGGAUCUCGAAGAGAAAGGCCGAAGAUACAUUCGUCAUCACUUCAAACAAAUACUUUAUGAGAGUUCAGAGUUCAAGGAAUUGCAGUCGGAGGAAUUGGAGUCAAUAUUAGAGGAUGACGAACUCAAUGUGAAAAACGAGGAGAUAGUAUUCGAGGCCGUUAAAACCUGGGUCGAGUAUAAAGUAGAGGAAAGGAAGAUUCACGUGGCAAAGUUGUUGGAAUGUAUCCGUUAUGGAUCAAUGAGUUACAAUUAUUUCGCUGAUAAUGUCCUCAAUUGGAAACUCAUUCGGGAAGACGAAACCUGUCAACGAACAUUGCAGUCGGCAAAAGCUUACCUAACCGAACAAGACAACAAACAGAACGGAGAAAUCGACAUGAAGAACCCAUUGUCGAGACCACGAGUACCCUACGAAAUCCUUUUUGCGAUUGGUGGGUGGAGUGCCGGUUCACCGACUAGUUUCGUCGAAACUUACGACACGAGAGCUGACAGAUGGUUUCUAUCAGUAAGCACGGAUCUGACGCCACGAGCUUAUCACGGGAUCUGCGCUCUCAACGAUCUCAUCUAUAUGAUCGGAGGAUUUGAUGGGAACGAACACUUUAAUACCGUCCGAUGUUUCGAUCCAGUGACGAAGGAAUGGCGUGAACGAGCUUGCAUGUACCAUGCUAGGUGUUACGUUAGCGUUUGCACACACGGUGGCAAGAUAUACGCAUUAGGAGGGUACAAUGGAAGAACCAGAAUGAACUCGGCCGAACGAUACGAGCCACAGAAAAAUCAAUGGGAGAUGAUUCCGCCGAUGAAUCGACAACGCUCGGAUGCCAGUGCGGCUGCACUCCGCAAUAAGAUUUAUAUCGUCGGUGGUUUCAAUGGUCAGGAAAUCCUCGACUCCGCCGAGGUCUACGAUCUCGAAAGCAAUCAGUGGAGUUACAUUCGAUCCAUGAUCAGUCCUAGAUCCGGUGUCUCGUUGGUUGCUUUUCGAGAUAGUCUUUACGCUCUGGGCGGCUUCAACGGCUUCAUUAGGCUAAGUUCCGGAGAACGUUACAGUCCUAACAACUCCGAGGAUUGGCAGGAAGUCACCGAAAUGUUCAGUCCGCGAAGUAACUUUGCUACCGUGAUCCUCGACGAUAUGAUCUUUGUCGUUGGAGGUUUCAAUGGUACGACCACUAUUGCCUACGUUGAGUGCUACGAUGCGGAUAGCAACGAGUGGUACGACGCGUCGCCGAUGAAUCUCAAUCGAAGUGCACUCAGUGCCUGCGUGAUAUCGGGUCUCUCAAACGCACGAGAGUAUUCCUACCUCAGCAAAGUGCGAGAUCUCGGUCAAGGACAAGCGACUUCGAAUGGUCGUGGAAAACCGGAUCAAGCUGGAGAAGGUCCUGCCGAGACGAACGUUGCUAUGAUCAUAGACGAAGCGGUCGGUAUGGAUGCUGCUGGACCUAUUGACGGUAUGGCCGAGGGUGCUGUUGCAAAUUUUCAUGAGGAAGACGACGAGGCGCCAGAGGACUUUCGUAACGUCGAAUAGCACGGAACGCUAUCCUUUCUAAUUAUUUAUAAUUAUUUCAAGAAAUUAAAAAAACGCACGCGCAUACCUCUCCACACACGCACACACACGAACACACGUGCACACGCACGUACCCACCUACACACACACACGCGCGCACGCACGCACGCACGCACGCACGCACACAAUCAUAUCGUUAAUAGGAAACAAAGCAACAUUUCUACAAAUGAGUCAAAAUCGAAUAACUUUACAAAUUUUUAUCCAUCAAUCGAUUUAACAAUUUAUCGUUUUAGCCAAUUUUUUACGCGAUAUUGAUGUUUUUUUAUUUUUUUCUUUUUUCUUUUUUUUUUUAACGUUUGUAAAAUUUACAAGAAACACGUUAGUUUCAUGCGUGUAUAUACGAUUUUAAUUUCUCUGAUUAUCACGCGUGUCGAUGAUUUUUAUCUAUAGUGUUUCAAACACAUUUAUUUCGAAGAUAUAAAAAACGAAAUGGUGAAAAUUAUUUCGAAUUUUUAUUCUCGCACGCGUAUCUUCCGAUUCUGUUCGUUAUCGUGAUUGUUAUGUAAUCAGAGAGAGAUUUAACUCUAUUAAUAAAACUAUAUAAAUGUGUCUUUCUUCCUUUUUUUUCUUUUUUUCCUUUUUUUUUAUAUAAAAGUAUAGAGUAAGUUGAAAAUAAAAAUCAGGUUGUUGGGAUGCGGUCGCUCCCCUUCAUUAAUAAAUCGAGAUUUUAUAUUAAUCUAUCUCUUUAUGUAUAGAUUUAUUUCAUUUUUUCUCAUAUGUACUCAUAUAUUAUGUAUAGUGUAUACAUUGUUACUUCUUCA
This is a messenger RNA of Vespula pensylvanica (western yellowjacket), 3481 nucleotides long. Its product is annotated as kelch-like protein 10. The transcript is spliced from 10 exons. Bases 255 to 2681 code for a protein of 808 amino acids. Gene Ontology annotation, molecular function: protein binding. Lineage: Eukaryota; Metazoa; Arthropoda; Insecta; Hymenoptera; Vespidae. The record is from RefSeq and is a predicted model, not a curated record.